AUGCGAGCCGCAACAAUUGCCUGCGCCCUCGCUUCGGCGACCCUGUCCCUGUGCUCCGAGCAGCAGGCCCCUCUAUUCGGCUCGCCCAAGCAAGCUCCCGCCGCCAGUGAUGCCGACGCGCCGUCGUACCGAUCGGAGCUGCUGAAGCUGCACAAGGCUCUCGUCUCGACCGAGUCCAUCUCCGGGGCGGAACACGACGUCGGCGAAGUUCUUUCUCAGUACCUCGCCGACCUGGGCUACAUCACCCAGGUCCAGCCCGUCCCCCCGCGCGACGAUACCCCCGCCAAUAAGGACCGCUUCAACGUGCUGGCCUGGCGAGCUGGCAUCGAUCAUGAUCCGACCGUCUUGCUGUCAAGCCACAUUGAUGUCGUCCCGCCACACAUCCCGUACGGCAUCGACGACGGCGAGGUCACCAAGCAUACCAUGAUCAGGGGCCGAGGCAGUGUGGACGCCAAAGGCAGCGUCGCAGCUAUGAUUAUUGCGCUGGACGAGCUGCUCAAGGAAAAAAAGGUGGACCCCAGCAAGCUCAUGAUGCUCUUCGUCGUUGGAGAAGAAGUUAGUGGCGACGGCAUGAACCAAUUUAGCAACGCUGUCGCCAACAAGGAGCUCCCCUACCAUUUCGAGUCCGUCAUCUUCGGUGAGCCGACCGAGAACAAACUUGCGUGCGGCCACAAGGGCGCCCUCUUCUGCGACAUCAACGCCAAGGGCUUCCCCGGCCACAGCGGCUACCCGUGGCUGGGCAAGUCGGCCAACGAGCUGAUGAUCCGCGCCUUUGCCAAGGUUUUCGAAACCGACCUGGGCAGCAGCGAGUUGUUCGGAAAGACCACCGUCAACGUCGGUCGCUUCAACGGCGGAGUGGCAGCCAAUGUCAUCCCCGCGUUCGCAAACGUUGGAAUGGGCGUGCGAGUCGCCAUUGGCCCCGAGGAGUCGGGAGCUUCGAUUGUGCAAGAGAAAAUUGAGAAAAUCUUCCACGACAUCAGCGAGGAUGCGUUUGACCUCCAAUGUACCCCUGGAUACGGGUCCGUCGAGUGCAACUGCGAUGUCGAUGACUUCGACACCAUUGUCGUCAACUACGGCACUGACAUCCCCAACUUCAAGGGCGACCACACCAGAUAUCUUUACGGGCCCGGAAGCAUUCUGGUUGCACACGGCGCGAAUGAAAACUUGACCGUUGCUGAUCUAGAGACGGCUGUAGAGGGAUAUCAGAAGCUGAUCCUCCAUGCGUUGAAGCAAUAA
Messenger RNA from Ilyonectria robusta, 1236 nucleotides. Its product is annotated as acetylornithine deacetylase. The transcript is spliced from 2 exons. Gene Ontology annotation, molecular function: hydrolase activity. The record is from RefSeq and is a predicted model, not a curated record. NCBI's taxonomy places the organism in Eukaryota, Fungi, Ascomycota, Sordariomycetes, Hypocreales, Nectriaceae. Bases 1 to 1236 code for a protein of 411 amino acids.